CCUGGUCUCACUGCUGAAUGCAGCUCAACAAGGUCCUGAAAGACCAGCAGAGGCCAGGAGAGCAGAUUAAGGAAAGGUCGAAGGAUUAUCGCCAGUGUGCAGUGUGUAGAUGGUAUGGGGUCCUCAGCUGGCUGAGUGUGAACAGAGUUCACCAACAGUCCAAGAACGAGGUUGUGAGCAGGGUUCCCCCACUCUGUCAUACUCUGCCGGCACCCCUGGUCAACUCUGGUUACUGCUGGUCAAUAUUGAUAACUGCUGGUCAGCACUGGACAACACUAAUAACUGCUGAUCAACGCUGUUAACUGCUAGUCAACACUGGUCAACGCUGUUAACUACUGGUCAACAAUGGUCAAUGGUGGUUACUGCUGGUCAACUUUGGUUACUACUGGUCAAUGCUGGUAACUGCUGGUAGGUGCUGGUAACUGUAGGUCAACACUGACCAACACUGAUAUCUGCUGGUUAACAUUGCUAACUGCUGGUCAACAUUGCUAACUGCUGGUCAACACUGGACAACACUGGUAACUGCUGGUCAAUAGUAGCCAACAUUAUUUGGGACUAUGAGGAGCAGAAGCAAUUCAGGUGUUCGACUGGAUGGAUAUGCGAGAUUGGUACAGCAAACCAUUCUUUGUCACCAGAACCCUGUCACAGGACUGCUGCCAGCCAGUAUAGAUCAGAAAGAUGCUUGGGUGCGAGAUAAUGUCUACAGCAUUCUGGCAAUAUGGGGCCUGGGAUUAGCAUAUCGCAAGAAUGCAGACCGAGAUGAAGACAAAGCUAAAGCCUAUGAACUCGAGCAGAGCGUUGUGAAGUUGAUGAGAGGCCUCCUUCAGUGCAUGAUAAGGCAGGUGGAAAAAGUUGAAAAGUUUAAACGAACUCAAAGCACAAAGGACUCUCUCCAUGCCAAAUACAACACCUCCACAUGUGCUACAGUGGUUGGUGACGAUGAGUGGGGCCAUCUCCAGGUGGAUGCUACUUCCCUCUAUCUGUUAUUUUUGGCCCAAAUGACAGCCUCGGGGUUACGUAUCAUUUUCACCCUUGAUGAAGUAUCGUUUAUACAGAACCUGGUAUUUUACAUCGAAGCUGCCUAUAAAGUUGCUGAUUAUGGCAUGUGGGAGCGUGGAGAUAAAACAAACCAAGGAAUUGCGGAGCUGAACGCAAGUUCUGUGGGCAUGGCCAAGGCAGCCCUGGAGGCAAUUGAUGAACUGGAUUUGUUUGGUGCCCGGGGAGGCCCCAAGUCAGUCAUUCAUGUUCUUCCUGAUGAAGUUCAGCAUUGCCAGUCCAUUCUCCUUUCUAUGUUACCCAGAGCUUCAACAUCAAAGGAGAUUGACGCUGGGCUUCUCUCCAUUAUUUCCUACCCUGCUUUUGCUGUGGAGGACAUUGAUCUUGUGAAUGUGACAAAGAAUGAAAUAAUUACAAAAUUGCAGGGGCGGUAUGGCUGCUGUCGAUUUUUGAGAGAUGGCUACAAAACUCCAAGAGAGGAUCCUAGCAGACUGCAUUACGAUUCUGCUGAACUUCAGUUGUUUGAAAACAUUGAAUGUGAAUGGCCUGUAUUCUGGACCUAUCUCCUCAUUGAUGGGGUAUUUAGAGAAGACAAAGUGCAGAUUGAAGAGUACAGAGAGACCCUGGAAGAAAUCCUUAUAAGAGAACAGAAUGGCAUACGUCUGGUCCCAGAGCUAUACGCUGUUCCUGCUGAAAAGGUGGAUGAAGAAUAUAAGAACCCACAUACCGUGGACAGAACUGUGAAAGGAAAAUUGCCUCACAUGUGGGGGCAAUCUUUAUAUAUCCUCGGGACUCUCCUGGCUGAGGGAUUUCUCGCCCCUGGGGAGAUUGAUCCUUUAAGCCGAAGAUUGUCGACCAUUGGCAGGCCUGAUGUUGUGGUGCAAGUGUCAAUAUUGGCAGAAACAGAAAAGAUAAAGAACAUUUUAGCAAAGCAUAACUUGCAUGUAGACGGUGUUUGCGAUGUUCUUCCUAUCAGGGUACAGCCAGGAAGAAUUCUAAGUCACAUCUAUGCAAAACUAGGGUGCAACAGGAAACUGAAACUUAGCGGACGACCCUACAGACAUAUUGGUGUCCUUGGUACAUCUAAAUUAUAUGUGAUUAGAAAUCAGACCUUCACUUUUACUCCACAGUUUAUUGAUCAGCAUCAGUUCUAUUUGGCCCUGGACAAUCGGAUGAUUGUGGAAAUGCUCCGCACUGACCUCGCAUACCUUUUCUCAUGCUGGAAGGUGACAGGACGGCCAACAGUCACGUUUCCAAUCACACAGAGCAUGCUAUCUGAGGAUGGAGCAGAUAUUGACUCAAAUAUUCUUUGUACUCUUCGAAAACUACAGGAUGGAUACUUUGGUGGGGCCAGAGUAAAAACUGGCAAAUUAUCUGAAUUUCUGAUUACCUCGUGCUACACACAUCUGAGUUUCUUGGACCCAGGACCUGAUGGUCUUCUGUUGGAUGAUUAUCUUAGUGAAGACAGUGGCAGCCGGAAUGAUGAUGUGGAAGAAGCUGUAUCUGUGCACAAUUCAUGCUAUAGGAAUGAUGUUGAUAUUCAAGAUGAGCUUGUGCAGUAUAUAAAUCAUCUGCUACAAAGCACGACCCCUGUGUCAAAGCGACUGCCUCCAAUAUCCGAAAACCCAGGGAUGCAUCACGUGUUUGAGGCUGAGCACACCACAAGGGACAUAAUAUCGAUGGUGGCCAAAGCAAAGGGACUGGAGUUACCAAAUGUCUCCAUGUACUUGCCCAUUAAAGUUCCAAUUACUCAGCAGAAACCUCUGAACCUACUGGAAGUACCAAAGUCACAGCCACAGAAGAAAUUGGAUCAUCGCGUGGAUCUCAGCUUACCCAAGGAUGCUCAUGGAGAGGUUGACAUUGCAUCAUUGGUUGAGCAGCUGAAAGAAUGCCCCACACUCCAGGACCAGGCGAACAUAUUAUACAUCCUGUAUGUCAUUAAGGGCCCUGACUGGAACACGAAUGUUGGGGGGCAGAAUUGUGCAACAGUUCAAAGCCUGAUGACCGAAUUGUACAGUAAGGCUGGCCAGAACCGCGACUGGGGAUUAAUCCGCUACAUUUCAGGCAUGCUGAGAAAAAGGAUUGAGAUUCUUGCUGAGGCUUGUACAUCCCUGCUGUCACAUCAGAAGCAACUGACUGUUGGUCUUCCCCCAGAGCCACGUGAGCAAACCAUCAUAACACCUCUGCCACCCAAUGAACUAGCACAGCUUAUUUAUGAAGCAAGUGGACAAGACAUUAGCUUAGCAGUUCUUACCCAGGAGAUCAUGGUUUACCUUGCGAUGUACAUCAGGACAGAGCCUUGUCUCUUUGCAGAAAUGCUCAGGCUGAGAAUUGGACUGAUCAUUCAGGUGAUGGCCACAGAGCUUGCUUAUAGCCUCAGUUGUUCAGGGGAAGAGGCUUCCGAGCAUUUGAUGAAUCUGAGCCCUUUUGACAUGAAGAAACUUCUGCAUCAUAUUCUAAGUGGAAAGGAAUUUGGGGUAGAGAAAAGUGUACAAGCAAUCGAUUCCACUGCCAUCAGUCCAGUUAUUUCUAUUCACGAAAUUGGCCAUGCAGGUGUCACAAAAACAGAGAGAACUGGUAUUAGCAAACUAAAGAGUGAAAUGAAACAGAUGGAUAGUGUUCAAAAUCCUAGCAUGUUUGCUGAUCAGUUCUUUUGCAGUGCAAGUUCAUUAGGGUCCAGCAUUCAGUCUACCAGAGCAAUGCGAUGCAGUGGUCCUUCAUCUCCCACAGCCACUGCAUCCCCCGUAGGCUCCUUCUGUACUCGUUUGACAUGGAAUGACCGCCAGGGCCAGUGGUUGCGUAGACGACGCCUCGAUGGAGCCAUUAACCGUGUUCCCAUGGGUUUCUAUCAAAAAGUCUGGAGUGUUUUACGGAAGUGCCAUGGUCUUUCUAUUGAUGGCUAUGUCCUUCCUUCUUCAACCACAAGAGAGAUGACGCCUCAAGAGAUCAAAUUUGCCGUUCACGUGGAAUCUGUUUUGAACCAUGUUCCUCAGCCUGAAUACAGACAGCUUCUUGUGGAGACGAUACAGGUUCUCACUGUGCUAGCAGACCUGGAGGUUCACAGCAUUGGUGGUAUAAUCUGUGUGGACCACAUAGUGCAGAUGGCCAAUGAAUACUUUUUGCAGGAUCAGAAAUCCCUUGGCGCAAGUGAUUCUUUGUUGGAGCUUGACUCAGCCACAAGAGUUUGCAACUUGUUUUAUGAUAGUGCUCCAAGUGGAAGCUAUGGCACCAUGACUUAUUUGACAAAAGCUGUCUCUACUUAUGUACAAGACUUCCUGCCGAGCACUGGCUGCUUCAUGCAAUAGUAAUGCUGAUGUUGCAUAGUAAAUACCUUUCCAAAGAAAGAGAGGAAACAGGUGUGAGAAAAAGCCUGGAAGUAAUUUAAAGACAAGGUUAAUGCCAGUGAAGGUGGUUUUGUGUCUUCUUUCCUGAGGUCCUUCUAAAAGACUUCCAAACGUCCCUAAUUCUGAAGCCUCAAGCUUUCCAAUUGUUUCGAUUCUUUCCAUUCGAAACGGCGCUGCUUUGUGUGUGUUUGUUCCUAACCUAAUGCCUGAGACAUUCUUCAAUGCAACAAUGUUCUUAAAUCACAAAUUGUAGCCAGCCUGUGGUUAAGCUUUCGAACAAUGGAAUAACAUUGCAUUUAAGCUGUGUUUAUAUUUCUAAGCAUGUGAAUAAAGUCGAGGAAUGCA
Carcharodon carcharias (great white shark) is the source of this 4685-nucleotide messenger RNA. Its product is annotated as phosphorylase b kinase regulatory subunit alpha, liver isoform-like. Gene Ontology annotation, cellular component: phosphorylase kinase complex. The transcript has 35 exons. Gene Ontology annotation, biological process: glycogen metabolic process. Lineage: Eukaryota; Metazoa; Chordata; Chondrichthyes; Lamniformes; Lamnidae. Gene Ontology annotation, molecular function: calmodulin binding. The record is from RefSeq and is a predicted model, not a curated record. Bases 558 to 4301 code for a protein of 1247 amino acids.